This is a messenger RNA of Podarcis muralis (Common wall lizard), 1263 nucleotides long. The record is from RefSeq and is a predicted model, not a curated record. Lineage: Eukaryota; Metazoa; Chordata; Lepidosauria; Squamata; Lacertidae.
UCUGUUGACUCAUUUAUGGAAAUAGAAAGUUGCACCUCAGUUCUUCCCCAUCGUCAGACUGUCUCUCCUCACAUUCCUGGUGGUGUCCCAACCUUUUCUGACCUUGGGAGUUUGAAAGAGUGCCCAGCUGGCCCAGCUCCUGGCUCCCAGGCAGAAUGCUACCUUGUUACAGCUGUUUCGUUUCAUAGAUUUAAUCAGGCAGCCAUCCUUUUUCAAGAGAGGUGACCCCGAGGCCUCCCCCCUCCCUCUCCAACUGCCAAAAUGACUCUUCCCUGCUACUCUUCAGGCAAUGUGGUAAAGCAAUGAAAAUGGAGAAACUUCUAUUAGAGCCAGGCCUCGCAAGACUCAGAACCUUGCACCCCUGACACCCCCUCUGCCACUGCCUCACCAUCAUCUUCUGAAGAUCCUGCAACUCUCACAGCUCCUCCCUCACCAUCCCCUCCCUAUGGCUGCGAGGCCUCCAUGUUCUCACCACCACUGUCCACCUGCACCAUGGCCUUGAAUCCUGAAAUGCCACUGCGAACAACAGCUUCUGCCACGCUGAACCCAACCUCUGCUUCCACCUCCUCCCCGAAUCCUGGGCUUUCUUACACUGCACCACCAGCUGCCUCUGCUUCAGCUCUGCAGCCGAGCCUUUGCUCCCCUGCGGGGGCAGCCAUUUCACCCAGCCCUGCUCCUCACCUUAUUGACUGGCUUCCAUACCUCGCUUCAGUGAUGACCAGCACAAAGCGGGGGAAGGAGGAAGAGCAGCCACCCACAGAGACAGAGCAUGUGAAGAGGAGUGGAAGCACCUAUCUGCCUGCCCUUAGCGAAGGAGGAAGUGUCCAGGCAGGGUUCAUCAAGCAGCAGCCUCCUGAAUCCGUUUUCUCACCUCCGCCGUCAUUCCUGGCCAUUCCCCCACCUUCUGAGCAGGCACCUGCAACUCUAGGGGACAUCCUGGCAGAGCUGAAGACCAUGAACAACCACCUUUCUGUCAUUGCAAGGGCUCUUAGCCGGCUAACCUCAGCCUUAGCAUCCCAGCAGGAGUCUACCAAUACGCCAGGUUUGUAAGAGAGGAACACUUCAAUGCCUUUUCCUUGGACAGAGUCUGCCACAUACUUUUAUUGGGAAAGCAAAUAAUAUAUGUGUGGGAGAGUUUGAAAGAGAUGCCAUUAGACAUGUAAUGGUCAUGGUGAUGUCCUUGCUUCCUCAACUUCUUUUCUUACUUCUGUUGGAAUGCAGAUGUGAAAACUGUAUCAACAUCUAUAAAGUCUAUAUCUGUAA